Messenger RNA from Amoebophrya sp. A120, 366 nucleotides. The record is from the annotation of a GenBank genome assembly. Lineage: Eukaryota; Dinophyceae; Syndiniales; Amoebophryaceae.
GCGCAAGCCGCGUAAGACUUCUACUAGAGGAGCGGCGCCUGCGCCAGCCUGUCGGGGAAAGCUCUGCUGUUCUCUCGUUGUUUCGUCCCAAGUGCUUCGUGUCCUGAGUGGAUAUCAGAAUUCGCAUCAAAACUCUUGCUGGUUGCAAAACCAAGUGCAACCUACACGGACGGGUACGGGGCGCAGGUAGAACGUCUUGCACUUGUUCCCCACAACAGCGGGGGGAUCGACGAACCCUCGCUGCGGGCUACAGCCUACAGGUAACUCUGUUGCGGUUGCCCCUCAUUACUACGUCUUCGCGCAGUGGCUCACUUCUUCUCGUCGAACAGGCGUGGCGUCUGGGCACUCUGGUUACGGGCUUCGGUC